This is a messenger RNA of Physcomitrium patens, 1460 nucleotides long. RefSeq lists its product as uncharacterized. The record is from RefSeq and is a predicted model, not a curated record. NCBI's taxonomy places the organism in Eukaryota, Viridiplantae, Streptophyta, Bryopsida, Funariales, Funariaceae. Gene Ontology annotation, biological process: regulation of flower development.
CGGCAGCCUCUUUCCCCUUGCAAUCGGUGGAUUUGUUGUUAGCCUCAUUCCCUUUCUCCCUGCAUCCUUCAGAUUGCUAUCGAUUUGGGGUACUUCUCACUGGGACCGGGACAUCAGUCUUGGUGGAUUCUAGUUAGAUUUUCAUCUUCACCUGGACAUAUGAAGGUUCGAACUAGGAGUGCGGAUUGGGAGAAGGAUACGGCGAUGGACAUCGACCAUCCUCUGUACAGGGCCUUAUCAAGUGGUCGUAAGCGCGCGAAUGGUGAAAUGGAUGACUACCGUCGGAGUGACGAGAUGGCAGUCCGAACACCUCCAAAUUUUUCAAGAACUCCUGUUCGCCUACGACUUUCAAUGAACCGGAACGACGUAUCUCCCAAUGAUGCUGAGUACGAUGAUUUAGACCCUCAAGAAGAUGUCAGAAAGUAUUUGUCGAGGUCUAACAGUAGAAAGGACAGGUCUUCCUAUGAGUAUGAGGAGCCUCAGGAAGAUGUGAGGAGAUAUCUGUCUAGGUCAAGCAGCAGAAAGACGAGGUCAAUGCCCGAGCAGGAGUACGAGUAUUAUGAGGAUGAACCCAGAAAAUCGUUUACUCGGUAUCCAAGCAAAAGGGAUAGACCUGUUUUUGAUCAUGAAGAAGAUGGCACUAGGAGGCAGUUGUCCAGGUCCUCUAGUCGUAAGGGGAGACCAGAAUACGAACCAGAGGAGGAAUACCCUGUCGACCUACUUGAGUAUGAUGCAGAUGUAAUUGAAAACGGCAUGGAGGACUCCCAGUUAUCUGAACGGAGGAGGGCAAUGUUUGAGCCACUUGGACCCUCAUAUCGAGGACCUCGUGAUGGGUCUCCUGACAGCACUCUACCUCCACCUGAUUUUGAUAUUUCUGCUUAUCCCCAAGGAUGGGUUGUCGGAAAGAAAAGGAAAUUGGUGAAUGUGGAUGUCGUUGAAAGCAUGCGUCGCAUUGCCGUCCAUGAGAUGAACCGUAAGGACCGAGAGAUUGGUGGCUUGAACGAGCAACUGGAAGAAGAUUCCAAGACCAUGGAGCAUCUUCAAAUUCAGUUACAACAGGAGCGGACUAAGCGUAUGCAUGUUGAGAGAGAAAACAACAUGCUGAAUGCCCAGAUAAACAUGCUGAUGACUAUGAUCAAUGAAGCGCCGGAGGUUGAAGAUGAUGAAGAAAUGUAGCUCAUCUAGAACUAUUCGAUCGGUGUGUAUGUAUUGCACUCUUAGCAAUGCCUUGUCAAAAAAUUCCAAAAAAAACAAAAAACAAAAAAUUCUUUAAUUAUUUGAUGUAGAUUGAAAAUAUUAUUCUAUAUCGAUUGCAUACAUCGAUUGAAGUGCCGCUGGUGAAAACAGUGAGCUGUGCGUCUGUGUAGCUGCAGACCAAUUUGUCAAUUCUUCAUUAAUACGACACAUCCUAGUCUCGGAUUGUUCAGAGCUGGAGGAAGAACACGAACGAUAAGAGGAAA